AUGGACCCUAGUGAGCAAGGUGCUCUUAAUAGGAUUGAGAAAUCUGUCUACAGAACUGCCUUCAAAUUAAGAUCCAUACAAACUCUUUGCCAGUUGGACUUGGUGGACAGCUCCUUGAUUCAGCAAGUUCUAUUGCAUGGACGAUUCGGGGAGGGCAUGGAGACCUCCCUUUCCAUGCAGCAGCUUUUCCAGGAGCUCCAGGAACUGUUUCAGAGAACCGGGACGGGAAGCCCAGCACAAGUGCAUCCAAGAGCUCCCGAACUCACUCUGAGUCUUCUCUUGGCCAUGUAUGACAGCACAGGAUCGGGCAUUCUCCAGCUUCGUCCUGUGACUACUGCACUGGUAACCCUCUCAGGAGACAGCCCUCUUACAAAGUACAGAGUUUUUUUUCAGCUCUAUGCAGAAAACAACAGGAAAGGUGAUGAUUCCCGAGCCCGUAUGACUCGGAGGGUUUUGAGAGCCUUACUAACAGAUCUACAGCAGAUCCCAACUGUCGUGGGAGAGAGCUGCUCUUUGUGUCCCAUGGAAAGUGCUAUCCACAGUUGCUUCCGAGGGGUGUUGAGUUCUGGAAUCAAGGAGGAGAAAUUCUUGUCUUGGGUACAGUCUGAGCCUCUUAUCCUUCUGUGGCUCCCAACCUGCUACCGACUGUCAGCCUCAGAAACCAUCACUCACCCUGUGCGGUGCAGUGUAUGCAGAACCUUCCCAAUCAUAGGACUGAGAUACCGCUGUCUGAAGUGUCUCAACUUUGACAUCUGCCAGCUGUGUUUUGUAUCUGGUCUCCACAGCAAAUCCCACCAAAAGUCACACACAAUGAUGGAGGACUGUGUCCAGAUAUCAGCAAAGGAGAACACAAAGCUCCUCCUCAGGAGCCUCAGAAACAGCCUGCCCCAGAGACGUGACAGGAUAGGAGCCGUGGGAAGACAGUGGCUGCUGGACCAGCUGGCUCCAAGAGACGCAGCUAGCCACGCACAGGCCAGGCUUUCCAUUGAGCAUAAAGGCUCUAGAGCCCCAGUGUAUGUGAAGCCAUCAGGAGCAGUGGAAGCCGAAGAAUGCCCCAGAUACCUGCCUCCACCAGCAAAUGACAGCCCACAUCACCAGACCACAGUCAGCAUUAAGAAGAAACUGUGGAGCACUCAUGACUCUAUCAAUGCUCUGCACAGGGAAAGAAGGGUCCUUAGAAAACAGUUAAACAGAUACAAACACAAAUUGCAAGGCACAUACACCUUACAGAGGGAACAGAAUUGCAGAUUCGCAACAAAGAUCUGGGAACUCGCAACCAACCAGGAUAAGCUAUGGACCAAUCUACAGCAGAUGAGACAAGACCUACAGGCUAUAUUGCGACCACUCCAUCCUUUGUCUUCAUCUCAAAACACGGCAUCCAAGACUGAUGAAUCUUUACGUGGUGAUGGGCUAUGCAGAGUAGGAGACUUUUCCCACAUCAAGAGUGUCACUAGGUACCGUCCGGAAUGGGAACUUCUUCCCAGCUCUGCCCAGGCUGGUAGAGAUCACAAACGUCAAGCAAGUUCAGGGAAAGCUCUACCGGACUCUGAACCCCCAAAGACCAUUUUACAGAGCACCGGGACACAAAGCCAGCCACAAAAGAUGCUAAAGGAAGUCCAUGCCGCCCCUUCUGCCUGCCAGGAGGGACUGCAGGACAAUCCCCAGACUCCUUCUGCUGAAGCGAGCAGCUCUGCUGUGGCACCUUCCACAGGGAAAGAGAUGAACCACAUCAGUGAAAAGAGGAACGACCUGCAUGAACAGGAGCUGCAAACGCUGUUGUCCAGACUCCUGGAUGCCUUCGACCUAGACAUGCCAUCAGGUCUGCAGCCUUCAGUGGACAUGGAGCUGUAUGGUAGAGCUGAGCAGGUGUCCAGGGCUUUCUCUGCCCUUGUGGAUCAAAUCACCUUACCCAGCUCGGAGUGA
Messenger RNA from Onychomys torridus (southern grasshopper mouse), 1923 nucleotides. RefSeq names its product dystrotelin (gene Dytn). NCBI's taxonomy places the organism in Eukaryota, Metazoa, Chordata, Mammalia, Rodentia, Cricetidae. The record is from RefSeq and is a predicted model, not a curated record. Gene Ontology annotation, biological process: synaptic signaling. Bases 1 to 1923 code for a protein of 640 amino acids. Gene Ontology annotation, molecular function: zinc ion binding. Gene Ontology annotation, cellular component: plasma membrane. The transcript is spliced from 14 exons.